Molecule: messenger RNA, 978 nt
Organism: Archocentrus centrarchus (flier cichlid)
Lineage: Eukaryota; Metazoa; Chordata; Actinopteri; Cichliformes; Cichlidae
Product: homeobox protein Hox-D9b-like
Exons: 2
Coding region: 49-972 (307 amino acids)
Biological process (GO): proximal/distal pattern formation; anterior/posterior pattern specification; regulation of transcription by RNA polymerase II
Cellular component (GO): nucleus
Molecular function (GO): RNA polymerase II cis-regulatory region sequence-specific DNA binding; DNA-binding transcription factor activity, RNA polymerase II-specific
Source: RefSeq, a predicted model, not a curated record
UUUUACAGUCGCAUUUAAGUGUCUUUUUAUUGAAAUAAUAAAAUAAACAUGUCGCUAACGAAUUAUUAUUCCAUGAUGGGUCUCCAGACCGAGGAGCCUUACGGUGCACAUUUCAUCCCGGGAGGCUUGCAGGGUUCGACGGCUGGCUGCGCAAAGCCAGGCCGGGGAGCAGAGGAGGAGGAGGGGACCCCCGGCUCACACAUCCCGGAUUUUUCACACUUUUCCAACAAACAAUCGAGUUUAAAUGGCUUUUCUCCUUGGACAAACACUUCCACUUCCUCCACGUCUUCUUCUCCACAGCUGCAAUCCGCCCCCGGUGCGUCCAUCCCCGGCCUUUUUCAUCCACAUCACCUCCUGAGCCACCACCCCUACUACGGCCCGCAGACACAGACACACGCCGAGCACCUUGCAUCCGCGUCGGACAGCAGGUUCGUGCGCUGCUGGGAAGGGGCGACCCCCACCUCGGAGACCGCUCUGUCCCAAGUUUCCGCCACUUUCCCCGCGUGUCUCCCAGCACAGGGUGACCUCUCCAAUCCAAGCCCGAGGUAUGAGACAAUUAAACCCGAGAGUUCACCCCCGCCACACGACAGUCCCGAAGAUUCCAGCUUUGUCAGUCCGGCUGAGGUGGUCCUGGAGCGGCUUGGGACGGUUGAGGAGCUGGGUAGGAAGCCUGAGCCAAAGAAAGAGGAUGAGGCCAAAAAAACGCAGCAGCAGCAGCUUGACCCGGAAAAUCCAUCAGCGAGCUGGAUCCAUGCCAAAUCGACCCGGAAAAAGAGAUGUCCUUACACCAAACACCAGACCCUGGAGCUGGAGAAGGAGUUCCUCUACAACAUGUACCUGACCAGAGAUCGGCGCCUGGAGGUGGCAGGACUCUUAAAUCUGACAGAGAGACAGGUCAAAAUCUGGUUCCAAAACAGACGGAUGAAGAUGAAGAAGCUGAUGAUUCGGGAGAGGAGGAGUGUGAAUGAAUGAUGCAUC